UUGAUAUAUGGCUUUUGCUACGUAUAUUGUACUGAAUUCUUAGAUAUUUCAAGCCUCUUCUGGUUUCCCAGGUAUGGAGCAACGGACAAAAUUGUAUGAUAAAAUGGAAAGGGAUUUAGAUGAGAAUGGACCAAAGUUUCUUCAACAUGGUGAAACAUCUCAGUCAUUGUCACUUUCAGAUCUCUUCACUUUGAAGGAUGAAUCUGUAACACCUGUUCUGAAGGCUGCAAACCCUCCUGUACGAGCUAAUGUACUGUAUCUGAACUCAGAAUACUCGAUGCGUAUCUCGGAAACAGUCAAACGUAUAUUUGAUCCAUACUUUGACAAAGUGAUCUGGUUUCAGAAUUCUAGUUUGUAUCAUUUUAGCAUGUUUCAUGCCUCACAUCACAUUUCACCUGUUCCUGCUACCGAGCAAGAGAUUGGUGCUGAAGCAGCUGCUGUCAAAUCUGCUGCAGCGGAGCUAUGCCCCUUGGAAAUUUUUUUGGACAGAGUGAUCUUAACUUCAACUGGUGUGCUUCUGGGCUGCUGGCAGGUGAAAUCGGGAACAGAUCCAAUAACUAUCCGUGCUAAACUGAGAGCUGCACUUCCACAUGCACCAGAGAAGCAGCUUUAUGAUCCUGCCAUUCUUCACACAUCAUUCGCAAGGCUUCUGGGUCCUCCUAGACCUUCUGCAAUGGAACCUUCAAAGUCUUCAGAUCAACUCCUGUUAUUUCAUGAGCUGGUUACUCAACUAAACAAUCAAAUCAGUGGAUUUAAGGCAGUGGUUUCUGAACUCUGGUACGUCGAGGAAUACCACUUAUUGGCGCUUGCUUUGGAUGGAAAAAUGAAAGUUCGUAGGUUCCAACUCGGUUGUGCAAGAAACUGAGUUUCGAUGAGAAGUAGAAGCAUGAUAUUUCAUUGUCCAUUUCAUCUUCUAAUGCUUCCAUGAAACAAAAAAUCUAAUUUUAAGCUUGAACUUUCUCCAUGUCCCCAGAUUUGUCUUAAAAAGAAAACUUAACAGCAAACACAGAACAUUAUAAAGGAAGAAAGACAAUUUUACUAA
Carica papaya (papaya) is the source of this 1042-nucleotide messenger RNA. The record is from RefSeq and is a predicted model, not a curated record. NCBI's taxonomy places the organism in Eukaryota, Viridiplantae, Streptophyta, Magnoliopsida, Brassicales, Caricaceae.